This is a messenger RNA of Hippoglossus stenolepis (Pacific halibut), 2218 nucleotides long. RefSeq names its product cholinergic receptor, nicotinic, alpha 10a (gene chrna10a). Gene Ontology annotation, biological process: regulation of membrane potential; chemical synaptic transmission; signal transduction. Bases 161 to 1765 code for a protein of 534 amino acids. The record is from RefSeq and is a predicted model, not a curated record. Gene Ontology annotation, molecular function: acetylcholine-gated monoatomic cation-selective channel activity; transmembrane signaling receptor activity. Lineage: Eukaryota; Metazoa; Chordata; Actinopteri; Pleuronectiformes; Pleuronectidae. The transcript is spliced from 5 exons. Gene Ontology annotation, cellular component: postsynaptic membrane; synapse; neuron projection.
UUCUCUGCAGCUCAGACUCUGCACUAGUGCACUAAUCACAGCUGGAUUCCUCAUCGCUGUAUUCAUCAUUGUUUUUUAUACUUUUUUUCAUUUCAGUUUUUCAUUUUCAUUGAAUGAAGCCUGUUUGGCGCAGAGCAGCUCAAAUGGUCUUUGGAUCGAGAUGAUUUGUUUCUGCAAGAUGAAACGAUGGAGACUCCGAACUUUAUUUCGGUUGCUUCUGUGCAUCAGUGUUUUGCCAACCUGUUGGUGUGCAAACGGGAUAUAUGCUCAGAAGCUCCUGAAAGAUUUAUUCGCCAACUAUACGAGUGCGCUGAGGCCUGUGGAGGACACGGACAACAUCCUGAAUGUGACCCUGCAGGUUACGCUGUCGCAAAUUAUCGACAUGGAUGAGCGAAACCAAAUUUUGACUGCAUAUUUAUGGAUACGACAAGUGUGGGUUGACGCACACCUCAAAUGGAAUAAAGAUGAUUACGAUGGACUCGAUACCAUCCGCAUACCUAGUAGUUAUGUAUGGAGACCUGAUAUAGUCCUAUAUAACAAUGCAGACAAUCAUUUCACUGGCCCCAUGGACACCAAUGUGGUGAUCCGACACAAUGGGGAGAUCAUGUGGGAUUCCCCCGCUAUCACCAAGAGCUCUUGCAAAGUGGACGUGUCUUUCUUCCCCUUCGAUGCUCAGCAGUGCAGGUUCACGUACGGCUCCUGGACCUACAACGGGAACCAGCUGGACAUCCUGAACGCCAUGGAGAGCGCGGACCUGGCUGACCUGGUGGACAACGUGGAAUGGGAGGUGCAGGGCAUGCCGGCCAAGAAGAACAUUAUCCAGUACGGCUGCUGCGCUGACCCUUACCCGGACGUGACCUACACACUGAAACUGAAGAGAAGAGCUGCCUUUUACGUCUUCAACUUGCUCAUACCGUGCGUGAUGAUCUCUUUCCUGGCUCCACUGGGCUUCUACCUGCCGGCUGACUCUGGAGAGAAGGUGUCUCUGGGGGUCACCGUGAUGCUGGCCCUCACUGUCUUCCAGCUGCUGGUUGCAGAGAUCAUGCCGCCAUCUGAGAACGUACCUCUUAUUGGAAAAUAUUACAUCUCAACCAUGACCAUGAUCACGGCCUCCACUGCCCUGACCAUCUUCAUCAUGAACAUCCACCACUGUGGCCCCGAUGCAAAGCCCGUUCCCAAGUGGGCCAAGACAGUCAUCCUGCAGUACAUGGCCAGAAUGUUCUUUGUUUAUGAAGUCGGAGAGAACUGCAUGUCGCCACAACCAGAGAAGCAGGAGCUUCCUCUGGGGACAAACACCGACUGCACCAUGAACGGUCAGGCAGGAGCAGGCCGAGAGGACUGUGCCUUCAAAAUGGAGCGAGCACAAGAGACAGAGAACGCAGAGGAGAGGGAGGACAUCGAUCAGAUGAUGAGUCCCAUGGGCUCAAUGGGGAAGAACCCAACAAACCACUACAGUGCUUGGAAAAACGGUAUUUUCAUGAGCAUGGACUGCGGAGAUGCGGCGGGUCCGAGGAGAUGCAGGAAACCAGGUGUUAGCGACGGAGAGAGAAACGACAGGGAGACGUCCUGCAGCAGCCAAAGCUAUGAGAGGCAGCUGCUGCGUAACAUUGAGUACAUAGCCAACUGCUACAGGGACCAGAGGGCCACGCAGAAAAGGACUGGGGAGUGGAAGAAGGUGGCCAAAGUUUUAGAUCGCUUCUUCAUGUGGAUUUUUUUCAUAAUGGUGUUUUUCAUGAGCCUGCUCAUCAUGGGAAAAGCCAUCUAACUGCAGAACAUUGGUGUGCUUAUCAUAAAUAUCCUUACAGAGUAGCAGAGGAGCUAUUAAUUUCUAUAUUUCAUCCAGAAACGUAACGAACAUUCAGAUUUCCAAAGCUCGUAGAAACAUCUGGAGGCCGUAUCACGACCUGCCCUCCUCGAAGCCUGACUAUAAUUAAAUAAUUGAUAAACUUCUUAUUUAUUUGUUGUUGACAACUUGCAUUACCUAACUUUCAACCUAAUGUUGUGUCAAGUUUUAAAGCUCAGCCCUGAAAUAGCAAAUUAAAUCAAAAACAUGUUCAACCGAUUCUAUUUCCACAAUUUUAAGCUUUUAUUUGGAAAGUGUUUUUGCUUUAUGAUUAGUUUCUGUACAGCAACAUUUAUUUCUUGAUAUCAGAAGUAAUGGGUCAAAAGAUUAACACAAGCUGGUGACAAAUAAAUGAUAUCCACUGCUGCUUCACGA